Triticum turgidum subsp. durum (durum wheat) is the source of this 1596-nucleotide messenger RNA. Lineage: Eukaryota; Viridiplantae; Streptophyta; Magnoliopsida; Poales; Poaceae. The record is from the annotation of a GenBank genome assembly.
AUGCCCAAGUGCAUGUCGGCAUUGGUAUCACGAGUAGCACACAUUCGUAUCACGCGUAACACGCGGUUUUCUCCUUAUAUGUACACGGCAUGGAGGUCGCACAAGCAUAGCCGGCGUAUGGAGUCGUUGAGCAGCGUGGGCUCCGUGGCCGCAGCGCCACCUGCAGAGCGGCUGGCGGAGCGCCCGCACGUCGUACUUCUGGCUAGCCCCGGCGCCGGCCACCUCAUCCCCCUGGCCGAGCUGGCGCGGCGGCUCGUCGAGCUCCAUGGCUUCGCGGCCACGGUUGUCACGUUCACCAACUUCUCCGCCCCAGAACUACUUGCUUGCCUCCCCGCCUCCGUCGCCACCGCCGCGCUCCCCGCCGUUCAGAUCGACGACCUCCCCGCCACCGCCCGCAACGGCGGCGUGCUCGUGGAGCUCAGCCGCCGCUCCCUCCCCAAUAUCCGCGCCCUCGUCCGCUCCAUCAGCAACUCCAGUACAGCCCCGCUCGCCGCGCUGGUGCCGGACUUCUUCUGCUCCAGUGCGCUGCCCAUCGCCGUCGAGCUCGGCGUCCCGGGAUACCUCUUCGUCCCUAGCAGCCUGGCCUAUGUCGCCUUCACACGCCACAUCGUUGAGCUCAACCAAGGCGCCGCUCCCGGCGAAUACCGCGAUCUUGUGGUGCCUCUCGAGCUUCCCGGCGGCGUCUCGCUAUGCGGCGCGGACCUCCCGGACCCGGAGCACCAGCUUUACCCGCAACUUGUCGAGUGGGGCCGGAGCUACUGCCUCGCCGAUGGCGUGCUGGUGAACACGUUCUACGAGAUGGAACCUGCUACCGUGGAAGCGUUCAAGCAGCUGGCGGUGCCGGAACAAGGUUCAUGCGCGUUCUUCUUCCCGCCGGUGUUCCCCGUGGGGCCAUUCGUCAGGCAGACAGACCGCCACGAACCCACCGCCGGUGCGUUGUCGCCGUGCUUGGAGUGGCUUGAUCGUCAGCCGGCCGGUUCUGUGGUGUACGUCGCCUUCGGGAGCGGCGGAGCACUUUCUGUGGAGCAGACGGCCGAGCUCGCGGCUGGUCUCGAGGCGAGCGGCCAAAGGUUUCUUUGGGUCGUGCGGAUGCCAAGCACCGACGUCGGCCGUUGCGGUGCCGGCGGCGACGAUCCGUUGGCGUGGCUCCCCGAGGGCUUCUUGGCGAGGACAAGUGGGAGGGGCCUAGCCGUGGCGGCGUGGGCGCCUCAGGUGCGCGUGCUGGUUCACCCUGCGACGGCCGCCUUCGUGUCGCACUGCGGGUGGAACUCGACGCUGGAGAGCGUGGGCUGCGGCGUGCCCAUGCUCGCGUGGCCGCUGUACGCGGAGCAGAGGAUGAACGCCGUUCUCCUGGAAGAGAAGCUCGGGAUGGCGCUGCGGGUGCCGCCAGCACGAGAGGACGGCCGAUGCUUGGUGACGCGCCACGAGAUCGCCAAAGCUGUGAAGGAGCUCGUGGAGGGCGGUCAGAAGGUGCGCCGCCGGGUCGAGGACCUGCAGAAAGCGGCAGCACGUGCGUGGUUGCCGGAGGGGACGUCGCGCCGGGCGCUCGAGCAGGUCGCCGUAAAGUGGAAGGCGGCGCUCGGCACCGCGAAGUAA